CGAUAGUGGAAGUAAUUUGCUUGCAUGUGACAUCGAGAAAUCGAAUAUUGUAGAGUUGAGAAUUGCAUUAUUUUUCUACCCAAAAGAUAAUUUUGUUUUUUUCUUCUCGUUGUUAAUACAACCUUGUUUUAACUUAAUGAUCACUAAUCUUCAUAUGAUUUUUUUGCAUUAUUUCCGAUUGUGCUUAUAAAGUAUAUCAAAAUAUUAAAUGAUCUUGAACUGUUGUCUUGUUUUUUCUUUUUUUUUUUUUUCUUUUUUUUUUUAAUUUUUACUAAAAGGAAAUAUUGAGGGUAAAAGUGGUAUUUAACAUUCCAUGAGGAAGGUGUGUUUCAAAUUUCACACCUUUACUCCGAUUGGAUCAUACUUUCAUCGGAUUUCUCAUCUGGGUGUGUUUCAAUUUGUCAAAAACCACUUCUUCAUUAUUGAAUCGGUAGCCGCUUCUCCGUUUUCCAGUUUGUAGUUGGAAGCCAUAGCUAUUUCUCUCAAGAACACAUGACUUACGUCUUGAUUUUGGUCCAUGGUUAUGUCUCUUCUUCCUGAGGAGACACCCAGAACAUGCUCUCGCACUUUCUUCCACUCGUUCGAAGAGCCUUCCCCUUCAAAUUCCAAAUUUCAAGAAGAAUGCUGACCAUAGUUCUCUUCAACCAAUUUCUGUAAUGGCCGUCAGAGCCUUUUCCUCCAAAUUCCAUAUCUCCAUUUCACUCUUCUCCUCUCUCUUAAGAACCAAUCGUUUCGCUCACCAACGUUCAUUCACUUCUCUCUCUACAGCAGCACCUGCAGGAUCAGACCCAUCACUUCCAUUUCUUGUCAGUGAGAUAUCUCGCAUCCUCAGCGACCGUAGAAGCCCUCACCAUGACUUGGAACUCGGCCUCUCCUCCUUCUCCUCCAAUGUAUCCACUGACCUCGUCGAGCAAGUUCUCAAAAGGUGCAAGAAUAUUGCUUUCUCCGCUCACAGGUUCUUCCUCUGGGCUAAACGAAUUCCGGGUUUUGAACCCAGCGACGACAGCUAUCAUAUUGUCGUUGACAUCUUGGGAAGCAGUGGACAAUUCGCUAUUUUGUGGGAUUUUCUUAUAGAAAUAAGGGAGAGUAGGUCCUCUAUGAUCACCCAUGAGCUUUUCUGGCGUGUUUUCACAGCUUAUAGCAGGGCUGAUUUGCCUCAAGAUGCCAUUCGAGCUUUCAAUCGAAUGGGGGAGUUUGGGAUGAGGGCUGGUGUUGAUGAUCUUGACAAGCUCUUGCAUAUUCUAUGCAAGAGGAAACAUGUGGCUCAUGCUCAACAGUUUUUUGAUAAAGUUAAGAGUGGGUUUAAUCCGAGUGUGAAAACUUACAGCAUUUUGACUAGGGGUUGGGGCGUUGUGGGUGAUUCAAACAAUGCCCAGAAGGUGUUUGAUGAAAUGCGGGAACGAGGUUGUUUGAUUGAUGUGCUUGCUUACAAUAGUCUCUUGGAAGCUCUUUGCAAAGGUGGGAAAAGGGACGAAGCGUACAAGAUGUUUCAGGAGAUGGGUUCAAAUGGCGUUGUCCCAGAUGCUGAUACGUAUUCAAUUUUCAUCCGCUCAAGUUGUCAAGAAAAUGAUUUGCAUACGGUUUAUAGGGUCCUAGAAAGAACGAAGAGACAAAACCUUCUCCCUAAUGUGUUUACUUAUAAUUGUAUUAUCAAGAAGCUUUGUAAAGAUCAAAAGGUGGAAGAAGCUUACCAACUUUUGGACGAAAUGAUUGAGAGAGGAGUUACUCCAGAUACAUGGUCUUACAAUGCAAUCCAAGCUUAUCAUUGUGAUCAUAGCGAGGUCAAUAGUGCUCUUAACUUGGUAAAGAGAAUGGAUAGGGACAAAUGUGUUCCUGAUAAACAUACUUACAAUAUGGUUCUGAAAUUACUAGUAAGGGUGGGAAGAUUUGACAGAGCCAAUGAAGUGUGGGAAAGUAUGGGAAAGAGAGGAUUUUACCCUUCUGUUUCAACUUAUGCUGUCAUGAUUCAUGGUUUCUGCAAGAAAAAAUGGAAGUUAGAAGAAGCAUGUAAGUACUUUGAAAUGAUGAUUGAUGAGGGAAUACCUCCAUAUAUCGCUACUGUUGAGUUGUUGAGGGACCGACUUUUGGGGAUAGGGUUCAAGGAUCAGGUUGCGAUACUUGGUGACAAAAUGAAACGAAGCACUUCUUGCUCCAUACAAGAGCUUGCAAACGUGAUGAGUGGUGGAAAAUGUCGCGAGGCUCAGUCGACGUUAAAAAAUGAAGAGACGGAGCUUGAAAGUGACUGAAGUAUAGAGUGUCAGCCAGAGGCAUCUUUGUAUACAAAAGAUUAAAUUACAUCAACCUUCCAAAUACGGGCUUUUUGUAAUUUAGUAACACCUAGAGUAGGGGAGGGAUCCAGAUUUGGAUGUUGUUCACCACAUAAUUUGAUUGAUUCACGGUGAUUUUGCUAAAAAUAAAACAUUUUGUUUCAAAAGACAAAUUUUAUCUUAGCUCCGUUUGUAAGAUUUGAAUGUUGUUUGAAAUUUAUUUUUCAGACUUGUUACUGUUCUA
Molecule: messenger RNA, 2511 nt
Organism: Cucumis melo (muskmelon)
Lineage: Eukaryota; Viridiplantae; Streptophyta; Magnoliopsida; Cucurbitales; Cucurbitaceae
Product: pentatricopeptide repeat-containing protein At1g52640, mitochondrial
Exons: 1
Coding region: 657-2246 (529 amino acids)
Molecular function (GO): protein binding
Source: RefSeq, a predicted model, not a curated record